Molecule: messenger RNA, 4268 nt
Organism: Nothobranchius furzeri (turquoise killifish)
Lineage: Eukaryota; Metazoa; Chordata; Actinopteri; Cyprinodontiformes; Nothobranchiidae
Source: RefSeq, a predicted model, not a curated record
UUUAGUGUUUCUGGAGUUAUUUGGUUCUUUCCCUCUGGAGCUCCCUGAGUGAGAUACUGCUUCAAUAUCAUUGAACAUUGAAGUGGGGGUUACUGUAGCCUCUCACCAACCAAUCAGAAUACUUCAUUUUCCCUACCAUGGCCAUAUCUACCAUUGAGGACACCACCGAGGUCUGGACCUCAGAAGUUUUUCUGCAGAAUAUUGAAAAAAAUCUCAAACUGCCUUCACGGAUUCCUGCAGUACACGUGGUUACGGUGGAUGUGCUACAACAAGUCUUGGUAGCCAUACUAAAUGUAACUAUGACCAUAAAGAAUGGUGCAGCUCAGCGUGUUGAACACGAGAAGAGGCGAGAGGAUGAGUGCUGAAGUCAAGACGAACGUCUUUCAGUCCCAUCGACGAGAGAGCGGACGGUGAGAGCACAGCAGGUUCUGGGGAAACAGCUGUGGUUUUUUCUCUCAAGAACGAAGUUGGAUGUCUGGUCAAAGCUCUCAAACUCUUCCAGGAGAAGCGAGUCAAUCUGAAACACAUCGAGUCACGGAUGUCGAGGCGGGUUCCUAAUGAAGUGGAGAUCUUUGCCAACUGCAGCUGUAGCAAAAAGGAGUUUAACGAGUUACUGCAGCAUCUCAAAGAUCAAGUCAACAUCAUUUCUUUCAACACACCUGCACAUGUGUGGUCUGCUGAGGCAGAUGAUGAGGAAGUUCCCUGGUUUCCCAUGAAGAUCUCCGAGCUAGAUCAGUGCUCUCACAGGGUAUUGAUGUAUGGUUCUGAACUGGAUGCUGACCAUCCCGGUUUUAAAGACAACAUUUACCGCGAGCGCAGGAAGUACUUUGUGGAAGUGGCCAUGAAUUAUAAGUUUGGACAGCCCAUUCCUCGGAUUGAGUACACCCCCGAAGAGGUGAGGACCUGGGGUGUUGUGUUCCGAGAGCUCACCAAACUUUACCCGACUCACGCCUGUAGGGAGUACCUGAAGAACCUGCCGCUGCUCACCAGGUACUGCGGCUAUAAGGAGGACAACAUCCCCCAGCUGGAGGACGUGUCUUUAUUCCUCAGAGACCGCUCUGGUUUUACGGUGCGACCGGUCGCUGGGUACCUGUCUCCUCGGGACUUUCUGGCGGGUUUGGCCUACAGAGUGUUUAACUGCACACAAUACGUGCGCCACAGCACCGACCCACUCUACACACCCGAACCAGAUACCUGCCAUGAGCUGCUGGGUCAUGUUCCUCUACUGGCUGAUCCAAAGUUUGCUCAGUUCUCCCAAGAAAUUGGUUUGGCCUCUCUAGGAGCAUCUGAUGAGGAUGUCCAGAAACUGGCCACGUGUUACUUCUUCACCAUCGAGUUUGGACUCUGCAAGCAGGAGGGUCAGCUAAGAGCUUAUGGAGCUGGACUACUGUCGUCUAUCGGAGAACUCAGGCAUGCCCUGUCUGAUGAAGCCUGUGUCAAGAUGUUCGACCCAAAGAUAACCUGCCACCAAGAGUGUCUCAUAACCACCUUCCAGGAAGUUUACUUUGUUUCUGAGAGCUUCGAGGAGGCCAAAGAGAAGAUGAGGGAGUUUGCAAAGACAAUCAAGAGGCCGUUCUCGGUCUACUACAACCCGUACACACAGAGCGUGGACCUGCUGAAGGACACACGCAGCAUUGAGAACGUAGUUCAGGACCUGCGCAGUGACCUCACCACAAUCUGUGAUGCUCUUGGAAAGAUGAACACCUACUUAGGCAUCUGAGACGUUGUCCUCAUCUGUAAUGUGUGUCUCACAACAUUAUGAUGCAUGUGUAUAGUGUGUAGAGCCUCACUUGUUCAUCUGUGGAACCCUGAGAAUCCACAAGUUGAUCCAGUCAUCUUUUGGACCUUCAAAUGAUCUUAUAGUUUAGAAAUGAACAGGCUCCAUCAUCAGCUACCUACAGCACAACAGAGCAUCAGUGUCUUUUCAGACUGGAAGGAAAUGUGCUUUCAAAAUAAAUGUCUGUAAAAUUGCUCAAUAAUAUGGAUUAGACUCCAGGUAGCAGCUGCAGCUCCUCCCCACACCGCUGCAGCUGUAGCUGUAACUCCGCCCUACACUGCUGCAGCUCUGCCCUGCCCCACACCGCUGCAGCUGUAGCUCCGCCCCACACUGCUGCAGCUGUAGCUGUAGCUCCGCCUCACACAGCUGCAGCUGCAGGUCCGCCCUGCCCCGCCCCACACCGCUGCAGCUGCAGCUCCAGCUCCAGCUCCACCCCACACCGCUGCAGCUCCACCCCACACCGCUGCAGCUCCGCCCCACACCGCUGUAGCUGCAGCUCCAGCUCCAGCUCCAGCUCCACCCCACACCGCUGCAGCUCCGCCCCACACCGCUAGAGCGCCUCCCCACACUGCUGCAGCUGCAGCUCCCCCCCACACCGCUGCAGCUGCAGCUCCGCCCUGCCCCGCCCCACACCGCUGCAGCUGCAGCUCCAUCUCCACCCCACACUGCUGCAGCUGCAGCUGCAGCUCCACCCUACACUGCCGCAGCUCCACCCCACACCGCUGCAGCUCCACCCUACACUGCUGCAGCUCCCCCCCACACCGCUGCAGCUGCAGCUCCGCCCUGCCCCGCCCCACACCGCUGCAGCUGCAGCUCCAUCUCCACCCCACACUGCUGCAGCUCCACCCCACACCGCUGCAGCUCCGCCCCACACCGCUGCAGCUCCACCCCACACCGCUGCAGCUCUGCCCCACACCGCUGCAGCUGCAGACAUUACACAUACACGGGUUGAUGGGUUGUUUAUUUUGCCUGUACAGUUUAGUCAUCCUUUAGUUUUUUUAGAGCCUCACUGGUAGAGUGAAACUACAGAUUGGCUAAUGCUAAUGCUAGCAGGUAGCACGCUCACGAUCAAGUGGUGGUGAUGAGCUACGAUGUAGCCACAGCUGCCCUGGGGCACACUGACAGAGGUGAGGCUGUUGAACUCCCUCUGAACACCAUCAGUAGGCAAGGUGGGUUGUGUCUUGCCCAAGGACACAACAGCAGCAUUCUUUAGUAGGAGCUGGUAUCUAACUUGCAACCUUGCAAUUCCGGAACAACCCGCUGUCCCUCCUGAGCUGCUGUUGUCCAGUCAAGAAAAUAUAAAAUUCCCCUAGAGAUCAACGACGAAAGUCCAUUUUAACAUAGCGGUUUUAGGACCGAUCUAAAACGUAGCGAGGGCGCCAGACGGACGGGCAGCGGGAGCGUGUUCCAUCCUUUAGGAGCAGCAAACGCCUGCUCACCACCUGAUUUAUGCUUCACUGAGCCCUAACUCUGGAGCGUUUCUGCCUUUUAAAACAGUCUGUGUCUUUCCUGGCUUCUGUUUCCUCCACAGCACCUAGAUGGCCACAUUCUGUACCAGUAAAGUGUUUUCAGACUGUGGUGUGCCGUUUGAAGCUUCGAAUCAUAAAAACAAUUAGAGAAAUUUAAUGAGUCCAACCGUUUGAACUAUUCGAGGAUUUGUUUCAGUCAGAUUUAGGUUGGGUGGACCGUUCUUCAACACUGUCAGUGCCAACAUGAGCACUGAAGUCCCCCAGCAGGACUACGGAGUCCCGUGUUGGAGCUCCAUCAAACGCUCAUCCCUGGUAUAAUUCCCCCUGACACGUACAGACUCCAGCUGCUGAUUUGGUACAGUUCUGCACAGGAAAGCUAUAGAACUCUAACUCUGUUUCUUCAUAGUGAAUGCUUGAACACUUAUUAGAAAACAAAACACACACACACACACCUGAGCUGUCAAAAGAAAUUCAACACGUUUCUUCCUUUAUCUUCAAAUUUCUUAAAGUAGCUGUGACAAUAACCUUCCAGCAGAACCUCAUUCAUCCGUUUUGUCUGACCCAGCCAGCCCAUGUUGCCAUGGUGAUCCAGCUGCUUUCAAAAACAGACUCUCCAUCAUCAUCCCCUUCCUUAAAAGAUCUGGCUUCAUAGUUCAUCUCUUGUCCGUAUGUGGUCACCUUGCUGCUGGAUGUUCAGGUAUCACCUGACAUCCAGAUAUUUGAACCCUAAAGGCCCUGGCCCAUCUCUAACAGCUGAUUGGUGCAGAGUGCUCAGCCUCUGCUGGUUGUUUCAGAAUCUGGUUCCAGAAACAAAACAUGGCUGGACCUUCUAACUACAGGAGGAGGCGGAGCCUCUUGAUCUACCAAUUACAUGUGUUAAUAGGUCAGAUAAGGUGUGUGUGUGUGCUGGGCAGAUGGUGGUAACUGAACCUACAGGCUGGGUUGAUGUCUGUAUGACGUAGAUUUGUUCGUGUGAAGCUUUUCUGCUGUAAUUCAUCUCAUUAAAACCAAAGUGAAGAAUC